GGCCCGCAGCAUAGCAGUGCUGCCGGAGAACGUAAACAGGAAUCUGUUUAUUAUUAUCCAGUGCUUUUAUCCUCCACAAAUUGAAGUGUUCAAUGACUGUGGGAAAGUAGCUUUUCCACCCAAUUUCAUGUAUUUCAGCAAUGAUAGUUCGUGUUAUUAUUUGACCACAGCGAUGUUUCGCGGGGAGAGCAAAAUGAAAAUACGAAAACAAUCGAAUCGGCACGGAUUGACAAAAAUCGUACGUUCUGGCAACCCUGCUUCGCUGUCAAACAUGGUUGCUGAAAACAUGAAAAUUGUCUGCAAGUGUUGCAUUUGUUCUCGGGUAAAAUGAAAAAUUUUAUACAUUCUGCAUGGUAAACGAACCAAAUACGCGUGCAGUGUCGUCAACAGUGCGUAAGGGCCACCGGUGGUGAUAUUCGGGGCACGACAGCGUUGUGCAGUGGCGCUACGAGAUCGAUGUAAAAUCUUUUGUUUUGAAAACGGUGGCGGAGUAUGUGCAUAGAGCCGAAAGAAUGUUGAUACGGUCGGGGAUUGAGUCGAGUAGCCAGCGGGAACAACAGGACUGGGUAACCAUGUCGCCCCUGUGGACGGCCCGCUACGACUACCAGGCGCAGGGUGACGACGAGUUGUCGCUUCGGGUAGGUCAAAUCGUGUACGUGCUGUCCACCGACAGCUCCAUCUCGGGUGAUGAAGGCUGGUGGACGGGCAAGAUCGGGGACCGUGUGGGAAUCUUUCCCUCGAACUUCGUCACAAACGAAGACCCGGCCGUGUUGAAGGUUCAGCCCGUCGAGAUACAAUUCCACGAGUUGGACCUGAAGGAGGUGAUUGGUGUUGGGGGCUUUAGUAAGGUUCAUCGUGCCUUUCUGAAUGGGGAGGAGGUCGCCGUGAAAGCGUCGCGGCAGGAAGACGAGUUCGAGGUAGCCCGCCAGAACGUCCUGCAGGAGGCGAAGCUGUUCUGGUCGUUAAAGCACCCAAACAUAGUGUCCCUCAAGGGUGUUUGUUUGGAUCCGAAAACACUCUGCCUGGUGAUGGAGUAUGCGAGGGGUGGUUCGCUGAACAAGAUACUGGCCGGAAGGAAAAUUCCUCCCAACGUGCUGGUGGACUGGGCGAUUCAGAUUGCGCGCGGCAUGAAGUAUUUGCACUGCGAAGCUCCAAUCUCCGUCAUUCAUCGAGAUUUGAAGAGUUCCAAUGUUCUUAUUAGCGAAUCGAUUCAACAUGGCCAUCUGCUCAACAAAACACUCAAAAUAACGGAUUUCGGGCUGGCCCGAGAAGCGUACCGUACUACUCGAAUGUCUGCAGCAGGCACAUUUGCCUGGAUGCCACCGGAAGUGAUAAAAUCGGGAACAUACUCCAAAGCAUCCGACGUGUGGAGCUAUGGCGUGCUGCUGUGGGAAUUGCUCACCGGGGAAACUCCCUACAAAGGCUUUGAUUCGCUGUCCGUCGCCUACGGUGUGGCGGUAAAUACACUCGCCUUACCAAUUCCAAAAACCUGCCCAGAAUCCUGGGGAAAACUUAUGAAAUCCUGCUGGGAAAUCGAUCCGCAUCGGAGGCCUUCGUUUAAGGAGAUUGAAAAGGAUCUUGACAUUAUCGCAAGGUCCGGUUUUGCUCAAACGCCCCACGAAUCAUUCCAUACGAUGCAAGAUGGCUGGAAGAAGGAAAUCGCGGAAGUGUUACAAGAGUUGCGUAAAAAAGAAAAGGCAUUUAAAUCUUUCGAAGAGGAACUACGCAGCAAGGAAGAAGAGCUGACGCGUGUCCAGCAAGAGCAGCGCUGUAAGGAAGAAAAUUUAGCCAAACGAGAGCAAGAGUUGCACGCCCGCGAAAUCGAACUGUUAGGGCGCGAGCUAAAAAUUCUUAUCAAUCAAAAUACUCCUACCCCGAAGAAGCGCAAGGGGAAAUUUAGCAAAAGUAGAAUCAAGCUGAUUAAAAAAGCGCCGGGACAAAUUUCGUUGCCAUCGGAUUUUCGUCACACUAUCACGAUACAGCAUACGGCCAUACGUGAUGAAAAUCGCCAGCGCAUAGAUACGCCACCUGGAUCUCCUGCGACACGGCUCCGGACGAUUGUGUUUCCUGGCGAUACUAUCAAGGGUAAGACCUGGGGUCCAUCGACGCUGCACCAGCGGGAGCGGAGCCACUUGCCGACGAUGCGACCGAGCGCCCGACCGCAACAGUUCAGCAAGAGUGCCCCGAAUCUGGACAAAUCCCGAGUAACAGCGAUGUCCGCUAGUUCGUCGCGGCACGAAAUCCUAGAUUACGAUACCGAGGAUGCGUGGUAUGCUACGACGGCAAACCUUGGUGCCGGACCCGGUACAGAUAUGUCGACACUGAGUGUAACGCCGCUCUGCUCUAGUCUUAAUCGAUUCGGUUCUCUGCCGAGUACCGUUCCGAUGCCAACGUUGUACGCUUCCGAGGGCCAACGAAAGCCCAAACCGUCGAUCAUCGAGCUGGUGCUUUACAACAUGGCUUCAAUGUUGGCAGGUGUUGCUUCUGGGUAUGAUGUUCGUGUAUCGAACGUUACUCCGUUACAUCCGAAGCUACAUCCUGGCCCGUUACAACAGUACGAAUCGUACUCACAACCCGCUAGUCCUUAUCACCAUCAACUGCAGGCAGUACAUGAUUCUCAUCCUCUGCAUCUGGAAGGUAUGCAUCGGUUAGAGGCGAUGCCACCACUAACCAGUGCACAAUCUUUGGACAAUGCGCUGAGUCAGGACGCGUACGAAGAGGAGCUGACUCAAGCCCAAGAGGACAGAUUGUAUGCACAAAACAGUACACCGUUCCAUGAACCAGUCAGACAGCAGACUCGAAAGGUAACGAGUCAAUCGACCAGCCCGCGGCAAGAUGAGCGUGUGUUGAAGUACAGCGACUCACCACAACAUUAUCUACCUUCGACAAUGUCAACGACGAGCGGUCUCGGUUCGAACUACACCCCAUCAGGACCAAGCUCAUCUUUUAGUGUGGGAGCCGGUACGCAACCGCCGACUCCUUCGCCUCGUCGGAAGUCUAGCGCCACAUCGUUCAUGGAUUAUGGAGACCUGCCGGAAGAGCGUGAAAGUAGAGCCGGUCUCUACAUUCCGGGCGAGUACGAUGGGUAUAUGCAGCAUAAUCCAAUCUUUAACACAAAUAAUCGGGCUGCCACGGGUAGCUACAUUGGAUCGCAUUACUUUCCUUAUCGUCCAGCGAUUAAUUUCGCGUUCGAGCGUGAAACGAAAUCGUACGGUGGGGAACCGGUGUAUGAGGAUCACCAUUAUGACAGUGCCUCGUACCAUGAUUAUGCGUACGACGGAUCCACAGGGAAUGCUGGAAGUGUGAGAGCCACGGGUACUCGAGUUCCAACGAUGGGCAUCAGUGCCACGGGUCAUCGUAGAACACACUCGAACAUUUCCAGUACCAUGCACAGUAGUAACGUUAAUCAAGGGUUUCACAUGGAGGGAGAUGACAUCAGUACACAGCUUUUAGACGAUGCUACUUACAAGUUUGGUGAGCUGUAUCUAUCAAGCGGCGGUAACGAUACUCCAACGCCUGGUCGUUUGUCGAUGGCAAGUACAUCCAAACUUCAUGAGCCUCCGGUAGCCUUCCAAGCGACGAGUCGAAUGCAUCAGUACGAGAAUGUACCGAACUUCUUCCGAAGGCAGUCGAGCCUGCAAGCACACUACUCUCCAAGCAGCCAUGGUGGACAUCUGUCCGGUGAGUUUAUGAGCGGUAUCGAACAGGAAGAGCGUCCGUACACGGUGCUGGGGUUGGAUCAUGGUGAUAGUGGUGGAACGCUGUCGAACAACUUAAGACCCCAAACGAAGUUACGCUCCAGCAUGAAGAAGUACACACAUUCUCAUCCGACGCAUCAGCAGCAGACAACGCCUUCCAGCUCCCAAGCGAAGUAUGGUGCAGCUGGCAGUACGGGGCAUGGUUACGGUACACAUGGAGGUACUUCUAGCACAACCAAUCCAACCCCUCCCGACAGUCUCACCAGCGAUGAUAGUUCGUACCUGAGCGCAAAGGACAAUUCGUCCUCAAUUUCCUCCCAAAGUCGGGUGCGCUUCACGCCGGAAAUUGUGCUCGACGUGGAUUCACCGCUACAAUCACCGACGGGUUAUGUUGGCAGUGGCGCUACUACAAGCUCUUCCGUACAUGGGACGAAAGAUAGACGCAGCUCAUCAUCGGGUAGUACUAUGCUUACAGCUACACCCGGUUCCGGAGCGUCCUCUACGUCGAUUUCGGGACGACGAUCGAAUGCUUGCGACACGAACCAAUCCUAGCAGUACGUGAAAACUUACAUGGUGUAGUGGGUAUAAGUGUCGACGAAACCAAUACUUCUCUGUGCUCGAGCUCGUCAUUCAUUGUCAGGACGCGUUGGUUCACAAAAUUAAUGUGCUAAAAUAUGGCCCUUGUAAUCAACGACAUCAUCCCAGACGUAUUUUUAGAUUGGUUUGAUAGAAGUGAGAAAGAAAACGGAAUUUCAAAGAAUUGCAACAAAUGGUUCUAAUAUUAACCGCGAUAUCCAUUAGCAAGGGUGCUGUAGGCAAGCAAAGAAAAUUGAUCACGUACAGAUGUUGUCCGCUGUAGAGUUACCCAUAAAAUUGGCUGUGAUAAACUGAUGAUUUGUAAAGUAGGGAUUUAUUUUUCUAAUCAAUCAAAAAAAGCAAAUGGUUCUAAAACAGCAGACAAAAUGUCGGUAUCGUUGUGGCACAAGGCAGCAAUGCUAGCAUUUAUUUAAUUACCUUUACUUCGAACGAUUCUGGUGUGGAGAGGUUGAGUGAACUCAAUAUUAGUGCAUUCCAAUAUGACUCCAUCGUGGGGAGUUAAGGCUUUGCACGCCUAAAGAUAUGCAAUAUAGUGUUUUAAAUCGUCAGCCACUCCCACAACUGUUGUCGGUCUAUUUGGGUCUAUGCUAAAUGUAACGGCAGCACAUCAUAACCGGCAACAGUGGUACUAAAACUAGAUUUGGCAUACUUGCGAUUUGCCGAGUAUUGUAUAUUUUUAUCUUACUAAAAUACUGUUAGCUUAAAUUGAUUCGAAACAAGUCAUGUAUUUUUAAUGAGAUUACACUAACCUUUAGUUUAUGUUGCGUUAAUUUAAAAAACCAAAUGCAAAACUAUUACGAAGCAUUCCAGGAAAAAUGUGAAUAAUAUAAUUUUACUCAAUUACAUUAGUAUUACUAAAGAUUACUUAUCUAGCUAUUCGAAUGUGCACAAAAGAGUUGUUUAGUUGCAUACUUGCAUUCCGAUGUAAAGGUAAAAGCAGAAAAAUAUCAAAACAUAUUACUCCCAAAGCAAACUUUAGCAAUCACAUGUUAUCGAAGGCACCGUUUCGAAGUCGGAUAAUCAGAUUCGUGAGCGUCAAUACUAUUAGAUACAAAAAAGGGCACCAACACAAAUUGUAAUCAACCGCAACUUUAACAGUAUAACCAAUUACUCGUAGUGAACUGGCUAUAGCCGUGGGACUGAACAUAGACAAAUGUAUUGAUCGAAAACAAAUUGAGAAUUUAACAUCGAGUCAAGUAAAAAGGUGUGCUUGGUAACGGUGUCGGUUCAAAGCUAUUAUUGCAAUGCAUCAAACGAAUAGUUUCAUGUUUAAUUCAAUGCAAACCGAAUUGAAUUGGAAAUGCGACCAAACGGAGGGACAGAUGUUUUUUUUUUAUGCAGCAGGCAAUAAUUUUACAAAACACAUCCAACCAACAAGCAGAAAACAAGUGGACUGCCAAACGAGAUAAAAAUGAACCAUGGUUUGACCAAUAUGGUGCCGAGGAAGACAAAUGAAAUGGAAUUUAGUUGCAUAAAAAACCGUAUUAAACACAGUCUAGUCGUUAAACUUACACCGUCAAGUACGUGUAUAUAAUCUUAGGAAUUGUAUAAGGGAUAUGUAUAUUAAAAGCGUAUAAAGUCGGUACUAACAAGUCUUUUCGACAUUCAGAAUUUACAGUAUUUGAUUUUGUUUGUUUCGCUCCACUUUAAGCAUGUUUGUGUUUCUCAGUCCUGCCCGUAGUAUGUGCGGCAAUUGUAGCCUUGUUGGCAGUUGAUUCGAUAGACAUCUUCGUUGUUUGGAAUUUAAAAAUAGCAAUCAUGCUGUACUACGAUAAAAAAACGAUGCUAAGAGUUGUUCCAAAAAGCUGUAAGAAAGUAAGAAUGCUGCGCAAAUUGCAUACUUUGUGGCGAACUUUUAAAGGAGAAGCCUGUAAACCAUGCAUUCGUAAACAGUUCGAUUGUUUUUUUUAACCAGUCAGUCUUAACAAAAAAAGAUGUGUAAAAAAAGGCAACAAUAAACGAUGUAUAAAAAUCGUUUGUUUGUUUUUUUGGUCGGAUUGAAAACAGUGGAAAAAUGAAUA
Molecule: messenger RNA, 6316 nt
Organism: Anopheles funestus (African malaria mosquito)
Lineage: Eukaryota; Metazoa; Arthropoda; Insecta; Diptera; Culicidae
Gene: slpr
Product: mitogen-activated protein kinase kinase kinase 10
Exons: 11
Coding region: 513-4250 (1245 amino acids)
Biological process (GO): protein phosphorylation
Molecular function (GO): JUN kinase kinase kinase activity; protein binding; ATP binding
Source: RefSeq, a predicted model, not a curated record